Molecule: messenger RNA, 1878 nt
Organism: Lycium barbarum (goji berry)
Lineage: Eukaryota; Viridiplantae; Streptophyta; Magnoliopsida; Solanales; Solanaceae
Exons: 1
Coding region: 631-1824 (397 amino acids)
Molecular function (GO): protein binding
Source: RefSeq, a predicted model, not a curated record
UUUGAGUUGUUUUCCCAAGUGCAAAUGCGGGCUAAGCUGGAGCUCCAGAACUUGGCCCAUACUCAGUUCCAAUGAGCCUAUACCGGAACUAGCUAGUCUUCGAGCUGCCAACUUGAAGGAAGUAAUUUGCACGCUUUUUUAAUUUUUGCAACUUUUCUAUGCAUGAGAAAAAAGUACAUACUACUUACUACUAAUAAAACUUAAGCGUGACUGAAUUUUUCGCAAUGGAAUUCCACACAUUCAUCUACCUAAUCAUGAUUCUUUUGGUUUAUGGCCAAAGAGGUGCUCCACUUUGAACAUUUUCAAAUCCCAUUUAGCCACCAUUCACACGAACUUUCUGGCACCUCUUCUAUUUCCAUUUUCCAAUAAGGUUUUAGCUAUUUUUCUUUUCUUUUGUGCCCGACUGCCCGUCUAGGAGGUUUGAAUCAUAGACAGAAGAAUCACUAUAAAUUCUUCCUAUUACCCACUAUAAUGUGAAAUCAUGAGUCUCUAUCUUUUUCAAGACUUCACCCACCAAAAGAAUUAAUUUCACGCCGUCUUUAUGCUAUAAAAAGAAAAUGAUUGUAAACAAUUUCUUCUCAAUCUCUCUUCACUUAAUACCAACAAAUUUCACUUGGGUUUUCCAAUUCCAUGAAGAUCCUUUAUUUCUUCAUUAUCUUUCCAAUUCUGAACAAUAUCAAUUGCCAAUUACUACCACCUUUACCAGCACUGAAUUUAACCUUCUUAGACCAAACUCUAGCUCUGAUUUUCCCAAUAAUACAAAAUUUCAAGAACGCAAUCACUCUUGAUCCUUUAGGUGUCACUAUAUCUUGGACAGGCCCUGAUAUUUGCAAUUACAAAGGCUUUUACUGUGAUAAUCCACCACAUAAUUCCUCAGCAAUUUCUCUUGCUGCCAUAGAUUUCAAUGGAUUUCAACUAAGUGCUCCAACUUUAGACGGUUUCAUUGAUCAACUUCCUGAUUUAGCCAUAUUUCAUGCCAAUAGCAACAAUUUUUCAGGCAUAAUUUCAUCGAAAAUUUCUCAACUCCCAUAUCUGUACGAGCUCGAUCUCAGUAACAACCAAUUCAUGGGUACAUUCCCUAUGUCAAUUCUCAAUAUCGAGACUCUUACUUUCUUGGAUAUUCGUUAUAAUCUCUUCACCGGGAUAAUCCCAGCUCAAAUUUUUCUACAAAGUCUUGAUGCACUUUUUCUUAACAACAAUAAUUUCAUACAAAAACUUCCAGACAACCUUGGAUCCACCACUGCUUUUUAUUUAACCUUAGCCAACAACAAAUUCGACGGUCCAAUCCCACGUAGCAUUGGACAGGCUCCGAAAUUGUUGGAAAUUUUGUUAUUGAACAACUUGCUCAGUGGUUGCAUUCCUUAUGAAUUAGGUCUCUUGAAAAAAGCAAUUGUGAUUGAUGUUGGAUUUAACAAGUUAACUGGUCCAUUGCCAUGUUCUUUAGGGUGUCUGGAAAGUGUGGAGCAGUUGAAUUUUGCUGGAAAUUUGCUUUCUGGAAUGGUACCAGAAGUGGUCUGUUCACUAAAAAAUUUAGUGAAUUUUACUUUGUCAUCUAAUUACUUCACAGAAGUAGGGCCAUUAUGUAGGGGGUUGAUCAAGAAUGGAGUUCUUAAUGUUGAGAAAAAUUGUAUUUUUGGUCUUCCUAAUCAGAGAUCAUUUGCGGAGUGUGCUGUAUUUAGGAGGCAAAUUAAAUUGUGUCCAUUACAGAAGAGUUUAAGUAUAAUACCAUGUAAUAUUUCGGAAUUUAGUCCCCAUAGACCACCUAGAGCAGAAAGACAUUUGAUUUCAUACUCUGCUUUAUCAAAACAUAAAAAGUUGUAUUAAUGAAUCCUUUGUUUUAGAGCCUUUUUUAUAUUUUCAUUUUGUUUGGAAACUCAA